CGACGCGUUGACUAUGUUCAACUCUACCAAAUGGCUAUAGAGUGUUAAUUCUGUUCAGAGCACCUGUAUAUUCAAUUACGACUGGUUUAUUUAACUGUACACGAAAUAAUUGACUCGCAGAACUUGUUUAGAUGAAUGAAUUGGUCGCUAUCUGUUUAACUUCGUCUUUAUUGACUUCUUCUUCGCAUUUGUCUUUAUAGGUUCGGAUACAUCUUCAAGAAUGACUGAGACAGAUGAAAAUGUUCAAUCGCGAACGACAUUUGCUUCUUUUUGUUCAUGUUUGGACGCGUAUUCUCUCCCGCCGAAGGCACAGUUAAAAUCCAUUAAAGAGUUGUAUGAGUAUGUCAAGACGGUCGGUUUAUCUAAUGCAGAGAUCGGUCUGCUUCUUUCUGUGGUUCUAGGACAAAAAGAAUCGCCUUUUUCCCAAGGCAAUCGUGUAAAACUUAUUCACUGUUUGCUUCCAACCGAGCCUGUUAGCGAGGAUAUACAAUUACGUAUCGUGUCUGCUCUCGAUCCCACAGGAAGACGUGUUCCUUGGACCAUACAAACAGAAUUACUUCGAUGGAUGAUGCAUGUUUUCCAUGUGUGCAGCAGCACAAAUGUGCUCUCCCGCAAUUACGGCAUACUCUUUCAUUUUCUUGAGUUUCAGACUUUUCGCCCAUACGUUUGUCCACUUCUUGUUUGGCUUACUCGACGAAAAAAUGUUCGUACUUUUCGUAUUCAUCACUUACUGGCUUUAUACAAUCGCCCGGGAAACUAUGGUGAUCCAUAUCUUUUGGAACUUAUUAUCACAUUCAAAAAACACUACCCAGACGUAAUUGUGGGAACAUAUGAACAUACCAAAGCGUUUUCAUUUCAAUGGGAUGAAACAUGGCUUGCGCGUUUACAAGACAUUCUUCAAAAUGCUGCCCCUUUGAAACACGCUUUAAAACGUCUACGUGCGGAUUCUAUCUUUCCUCCGCUUCAAACGCUACAAGUUAAACCAAACGAAUCAUCCUUGGAGGAAAACCACACAGCAAAGGAACUAUCAAAUUGUAUAGAGCGCUUGAAGUUCCCAUCACACAUAGCAAGUAUUAUUGCUGCACCCCCGCUUUCUCAGUUAGCUUUUCUCAUCAUCAGUCAGUCAUUGCCAGAAUUGUCUGCUAGACUGGAUUUCUGGGUUGCUGGUGCUUUACAUCAAGCAAUACGCGAUGGUCUGCAUUUAUCAUACUCUUUUCAUCAAUUGUCUCUUUUCCUAUCUAUCUCCAAACAGACAAUGCCAAGAACCAUCCGGUUGUUAGUUGAUGCGCUUCACCAGGCUUCGCUAUCAAAAGAGUGUGUGAAGGGCAUAUACUCUGUGUUGUCAAGCAUAAAUGCAGAGUCGAUUCUUCAAUAUGGCGACGAAAUUCUUACUUUACUAUUUAAGUCUUUUCUGGAUAAUGAUCAUGAUCCUUCGUGGAUACAUGAGACCGAAGACCUAUUUUUUCAGUGGCUUUUCACACUUCAAAGUUCAUCUCAAAAAGAACUGGGAAAAACAAUUAUUUCACGUAUGCUUGAUGGAUGGCUUGAAACAGUCAAUCGACAAAUUAAGAAUGACACACUGUUAUACACAUGUCUCCGCUUGUUUGCCUCUAUUUCGGCUAUUGAGUACUUUGCUGACAUUGUUCUAACAACCCCGUUCGCCGACUUUGUGUCCCGAGCAACUUUUUCACCAUUUCCUCCGUGCCGUGAGGCCAUCUCAGAAUAUUUACUUCAUUAUCCGGGCAAUGAUCGCUUAGCUUGCAAUGUGCAAAAUGCGUUUCUUGGAAAGGCUUCCAAAAAAGGAGUAUUACUAUUACUUCGAAACGAGCAAUUGAACCUAGAUUCCCUCUUCAGCAACAUUUUUAACAAGCAUGACCAAGGCUCUUCACCAUCUUUUAUUAAGCAGCUCCCGUUUUCGAAUCUAGGUUCUGUUUUCAGUAUCCAAUUACUUGCGCAUACAUUUCGUUGUUUUACAGAUGUUGAACGGACGAAGUUGAUUACAUUGUCCAAAUUUCUCGAUUACGAACUGCGUACAAAAUCAAACGAGAAGAGUCGUUUUAUAUCAUCUACGGAACAAACAUUUUCUGAAAACUUCAACAAACAGCUUCCAUCUUUUCUUCAUUCACAAGGAUUUGUUUACUUUACGCGUUUUGUUUACGCGCAUCAAAACACCACCACCAGAGAGUCUGAGUUGCCUUAACAACGCCGCUGAAAUUCUCGUCUUGGCAUCAAAACUAAGUGGCCGAGAAAAAACUC
Schizosaccharomyces japonicus yFS275 is the source of this 2256-nucleotide messenger RNA. Its product is annotated as inner centromere protein Mis6. Gene Ontology annotation, cellular component: nucleus; chromosome, centromeric region; kinetochore. NCBI's taxonomy places the organism in Eukaryota, Fungi, Ascomycota, Schizosaccharomycetes, Schizosaccharomycetales, Schizosaccharomycetaceae. Bases 221 to 2200 code for a protein of 659 amino acids. Gene Ontology annotation, biological process: mitotic sister chromatid segregation; CENP-A containing chromatin assembly. The record is from RefSeq and is a predicted model, not a curated record. The transcript has a single exon.